AUGGAUAACUGGAGCAGCGAUUAUGAGUCGGAUACAACAGUGGGCCUACAAAACAUAGCCUUCCGAGUACUGAGUGUUCUGGGUAUUGGGCUGUGGUUGCACUGCAAGGGACGUCGUCGGCGACGGCUCAGACGUGCUGCAAGCAACUCGCAAGGCCGCGAACAGGUAGCCGUAAGCUCCCACGACGCUCAAUCAUUUCCAAAAUACGUUUCUGGGCAACAGAUGGUUUCGAAAAGUUCCAGUGUCAAGCGUCAGGAGGGCACGCAGGGCUGCGACAAAGACGAUAGCAGAAUCGAAGGGGCGACGUCGCCUUGGUCACAUGACGCGUGGCAACGGCUGCAGCUUGCCUGUCAGCGCGCCCAACAGCAGUGCAUCUCGCUCGAGGACGAGCUGAAACGCGUUCUUCGCGAGCGAGAGGAACUCCAAGAGGCCCUCUCCAUGGCACGCGGCGCUCUGCAGCCCUGUGAGCAGAGCACGGGCUGCGCUGCACAUGCAGCGCCUCUGCUUGCAUCGUUACCGCCGCCGCGCAAGGCAGUGGACCAAAAGCCCAGCAAACCAGAGGCUCAACGAAUGGCGGGUGCUACUGUAAACCUCGACGACGCUACGCAGCCGUGGCUAGAGCAUACGACUCCGGUGCCGUCGGACCAGUCGAGUCCGUUCCAACAGGACGAGGCGGCGUCCGGAGCCCAUUCGCCUGCUGCUCGUUCUGGACCUGUGCUUCCGGACACGCUUGGUGGACUCAGGCUCGACCCUGUCGAAGUCGCUGCCGCCAUGGCGCUCCGCCAGCGUGGAUUUGGUGGAGGCCUGCUCAACGAGGCCUCCAUCGAUGACGUUCGACGACGACUGGGUUUUGGUGGUAGUGCUCACUCGUGCAAAAACGCUGCACAAGCACCGACGCAUGCUAUGGACGCCUUCACGUACUAUGGAGAUUAA
This is a messenger RNA of Cyanidioschyzon merolae strain 10D, 933 nucleotides long. RefSeq lists its product as hypothetical. The record is from RefSeq and is a predicted model, not a curated record. The transcript has a single exon. Lineage: Eukaryota; Rhodophyta; Bangiophyceae; Cyanidiales; Cyanidiaceae. The coding region runs from base 1 to 933 and encodes 310 amino acids.